Molecule: messenger RNA, 1668 nt
Organism: Wallemia mellicola CBS 633.66
Lineage: Eukaryota; Fungi; Basidiomycota; Wallemiomycetes; Wallemiales; Wallemiaceae
Exons: 4
Coding region: 1-1668 (555 amino acids)
Biological process (GO): regulation of transcription by RNA polymerase II
Cellular component (GO): mediator complex
Molecular function (GO): transcription coregulator activity
Source: RefSeq, a predicted model, not a curated record
AUGACAGACGCUUUUAGUUUGUAUUUCGAUAUCCUCAAUAAGAAUACCGCCUACAAUAAGCAUUCAGAUGUUGAACUCCUCAUAAGGCUAAAAAAUUUGAUGGUUGAUAUGGACGACAGCGACAAAGUUGGUAAAUACAGAGAGGUUCACUCCUUUCUAAAGAAUCACCACAAUCAAGUUAAAGCCACCACAAAUGAUACUCUUCAGGCGAGUGCUAUACACAGUCUGCUCGAACGGAGAUCCACCUAUCAGACACCGUACGUGCGCGAUAACACAGAGAAUAGAAGUACUUCAUCUAUGAUGUCCCGUAUUGAAGCUACCGCAAAAGAAUUUGGCUUGGAAGCUUUCCAGGAUCAGUCUCAACAAGCUGACGUAACGGUACAUACGGUCACCAUAGCCGGUACUAUUCUAGUCAUAGACGUGGAUCUGACGAGCACACAAAGUAAUACCUCCUUGACACGUCUCAAAACAACGUAUGCUACCAACUCCAGUAUUAAUCUGGAACCAGUAGACAACCUCCUUAUACGCGAUUUAGAUGGCUACGUUUCCCUUGAACCAAAUUCUAGUGACCCCGAGUCUGCGGCACUGCAAUCAGAACGCCAUUUCAUUAAUUUUAAACGCAACCUUCAGCAGCUUGUCGUACUUGACAAGCUUAGUCAGUCGAUUGGUAACCAAACUGAUCUUUUUGUUAAUUUUGAGAUCCUGUCAAAGGCGUUCGCUGACCUUAGUGUCAUAGAAAACGCUGCGACGUCGGAAGUGAAACACUUGCAUUUAUACCCCUCCUUAGAUAUCAAUGGCCACGGUUUCUCACUUCUUCAUACACCACGACCAUAUUUAACUCAAGUAUUGCACGUUUCUUCUCAACACUUGCUCGAUCCAGACGAAGCUCUUCGUUCUAUUUCUCUCCAAGACACUUAUUCAAUUCAUUUGGAACUUCGUGAAAAUGGAUUUCCAUUCAAACAGACUUUCCCUUCCAAAGUUCAGCCAUAUUUGAAAGCUCAACUACCGUUCAAUACAAAUAUACAGCCGCUUCCUGGCAAUGUUGAUCGUAUAACAGCUUAUGCAGUCCUUAAUAAGUCUCUCUAUCUUCCAAAAAGUGCAUGUAUAGCUAUACAAGCUGCAUUGGGAUACAGUGAUAAUGUUUCAGACCAGCAAAUUGUGAAGCUAACUUGGCUAGAUUGCAUAUAUCAACGUGAACUCCAAAAGCCUAUAGGAUUAGUCUCUCAGUCUGUUGCCAAUUUUAAACGUCAAAUAUACAGAUUUAAUAAUCCAGAAAAUGAUCAAACGAUUAUUAAACUUUCUGCAAUUCCUUUUAAGUCAUUCUCAGACCUUUUGAGGAUUAUAGAGAUACUUAAAACACAUCUUUUCAUUGAUGAGUUGAUAACUAGUUGUCUUCGUAAUAGUUCAGAAGCUGAAACUAUUAAUGAUGGACUUGAAAUUGCACUGUCGCUCAAUACAGAAUCUUUAUCAAUCGAAGUGAUCGUUGGAAGCACCAAUUGCACUAUUGCGGUAGAACAAAAUGAUUUAGCAAUCCUCUCAAACACUUUAGACGAAGGGAUGAAGGUUGGUUUCUCACAAGUCAUUCGCAAAACGAGAAAUUUACCUAUUGCACUCUCAUGGUUAACGAAGAAACUAGAUGGUGGUAAUGAUACAAUGCAACUAGACUAA